AUGGAGAAGGGGAGCGGCCAUGUGUUCCAUCAAUCUAGUAUAAUAACUUUCUGGAGCAGCAGUCUUCAAAUCAGUCCCACCUCAAAUCAAUCUAGGAUUCAAGAAUCUAUACUUAUACCUGUUAGUCACGAACCAGAGAAUGUCGAAUCCGAAUCGGCUGUUUCUCCAUCCAAAACCCCAAAGGUUUUCCCUUUUAUAAAAGCAUUAAGAACCAUAGACAAUAAGAGUGACCUCUGUGGUGGAAGGUACGUUUAUGUUCAUGAUCUUCCUUCCAGAUUCAAUGAAGAUAUGGUGAAGGAAUGUGGUAGCAUUAACAGAUUCUUCGAUAUGUGUAAGUUCAUUAAGAAUUCUGGGCUUGGACCGCCAUUAGAGAAUACGGAAGGUGUGUUUUCAGAUAAUGGAUGGUACGCCACCAAUCAGUUCACCCUCGACGUCAUCUUCAGAAACCGAAUGAAACAAUACGAAUGCUUGACCAACGAUUCGUCAAUGGCAGCCGCCAUUUUCGUCCCAUUUUACGCAGGGUUUGAUGCUUCGAGAUAUCUUUGGGGGUAUAACACAUCCGUAAGGGAUGCUGCGUCGCUUGAUCUUGUUGAUUGGUUGCAGAAUAGAGAUGAAUGGAAAGUGAUGAACGGAAAAGAUCAUUUUCUCGUCGGAGGAAGAAUCACUUGGGAUUUCAGGAGAUUAAGCAACAAAGACACCGAUUGGGGAAACAAGUUCUUAUUCUUACCAGCUUCCAAGAACAUGUCAGUUCUUCUCAUAGAAUCAAGUCCAUUUAAUUCAAACGAUUUCGCCAUUCCAUACCCUACUUACUUCCAUCCAUCAAAAGAUUCCGAUGUUUUCACUUGGCAAAACCGGAUGAUGAAACUUGACCGGAAAUGGCUGUUCUGUUUCGCCGGAGCUCCACGUCCAGGUAACCCGAAAUCAAUUCGAAGUCUUUUAAUCGAUCAAUGCAAGAAUUCAAACUCGGGGAAGCUUUUAGAAUGUGGAAAUGAUGUAAGCAAGUGUCAUUCCCCAAGUAAUAUAAUGAAAAUGUUUCAACGUUCGGUUUUCUGCUUACAACCACCUGGCGAUUCAUAUACACGAAGAUCAGCUUUCGAUUCGAUUUUGGCGGGUUGUAUCCCGGUUUUCUUUCAUCCCGCUUCGUUUUACACGCAGUACACGUGGCAUCUCCCGAAGAAGUAUACAAAAUAUUCCAUUUUUAUCCCGGAAGACGACAUUCGCCGGAAUAUCAGCAUCGAACAGCGGUUAGGUCAAAUCGAUUCCGAAACUGUAAAGAUGAUGAGGAAGGAGGUGGUGAAUUUGAUUCCGAGGUUGAUAUAUGCCGAUCCUCGUUCCAGAUUGGAGAGUUUAAAAGACGCAUUUGAUCUAUCUGUGGAAGCGGUUAUCAACAAGGUGACGAAAUUGAGAAGGGAUUUGGUUGCUGGGCGGAGGAAUAAUGGUGGUUUUAUUGAAGAACUUAGUUGGAAAUAUGCGUUGUUAGAAGAAGAAGAUGAGGAGGAGACUAUGGGUGUUCAUGAAUGGGAUCCCUUUUUCUCUAAACCAAAACAGCAAACAUGA
Messenger RNA from Lactuca virosa, 1557 nucleotides. The record is from the annotation of a GenBank genome assembly. NCBI's taxonomy places the organism in Eukaryota, Viridiplantae, Streptophyta, Magnoliopsida, Asterales, Asteraceae.